Messenger RNA from Syngnathus typhle (broad-nosed pipefish), 2755 nucleotides. RefSeq names its product RNA-binding protein 4.1-like. The record is from RefSeq and is a predicted model, not a curated record. Bases 505 to 1533 code for a protein of 342 amino acids. The transcript is spliced from 3 exons. NCBI's taxonomy places the organism in Eukaryota, Metazoa, Chordata, Actinopteri, Syngnathiformes, Syngnathidae. Gene Ontology annotation, biological process: mRNA splicing, via spliceosome. Gene Ontology annotation, molecular function: mRNA binding. Gene Ontology annotation, cellular component: nuclear speck.
GCCUAUCAUGGCUGAGUUGUCAACCAAAAUGUUCGAUUCAGACAAGGGAGGGAAGGCAAUUAUUCAGAUCAUGAAGGGAUGAAUAGUUACAAUUUAUUCGACAUGGAGCGGAGACUUAAACUUCUACCUCACCCAUAGCAAUUCAAUCAAUACAAAAUGUUACGGUCUCUUAGAAACCAAAGCGAAAAUAAUAGGAAGUCCGCGAUUGCGCAAUCUGGAAGUAACAGUUCUGUAUGAAACCAACCUGGCGUCGUUCAUACUCGUUACUAUGAGUUACAUCACAAAAUACACGCAAGGUAAACGACACUGGGUUAGUCGAGACUGAAAUAUUCAUGACAAUACGCAAAAUUAUUUUAUAAAACGUUACAUUGAAGAAGCCAUUUCCAUCAUCCGAACAAUAGGGGGCAGUGUAGGUAUGUCCACCCCAGUCGGAAGCGGAAGUUCAAGCGGGAGGUCGCCGGUUUCUGCUCGGGUCUCCUAACAAAAGAAACAGGUCGUUUUAACAUGGUGAAGAUAUUUGUCGGGAACCUGCCCCAAGAGGCAACCGAGGAGGAAAUCAAGGCCCUCUUCUUGGAGCACGGCACAGUCACCGAAUGUUCCAUCGUCAAAAACUUCGCUUUCGUCCACAUGGACGACCGCAAGGCUGCGACGAAAGCCAUCAAGGCCUUGCAUCUCCACAAGCUCCACGGCUCGCAGAUCAACGUGGAGGCCAGCCAUGGGAAGAACUAUGGCGCGGUCAAGCUGCACGUUGCCAACGUGGAAAGGGGAAUGGAAGAAGAACUCCGAGCGUUGUUCGAAGAGUAUGGCAAGGUCACGGAGUGUGCCAUUAUUAAGAAUUUUGCUUUUGUGCACAUGCCCAAUUCCGAUGAGGCCAUGGAUGCCAUCCAGGGAAUUGACAAUGUAGAAUUUCAGGGUAAACGCAUCCACGUGCAGAUUUCCAAAAGUCGCCCCCGUGACGAGCAGGAGGACUACCCUCCCCCCCCAGACGGUGGCGGGUUUUGGCCCCCGCCUUUCCCGGGAAACAGGCUGGAGCCUCCCCCGCCAGGCUUCAUGAGAGGUCGCCCCAUGGGCCCCGGUUACCCCGCCCCUCCUUUGCCACCCCCGCCCCCGAGGCGAUCCAUGUACCCCGAAAGUCCUUACGAGGGUGAUCACGGCGGUUACGGCGUAGUCGAUUACUAUGAAAAAUACAGAGCCCGUCCUUACGGCAUGGGUCCGGGUGGUCCACCGCCGCCCCCUCCGCCGCCUCCUCCCCCUCCCGGCGUCUCGCGCAUGAACUCGCCGCUUGACCCGUACGAGCGUCGGCCGCCGCCUCCCCCCCCUCCUGCGUCGGCGUACUACGGCCGAGAUCGCAGCCCCCACCGCAGAGCGCCGAAUCCGGCCUCUCCUCCGACCGGUAACGGCUACGCCUACGAGCGCUCCAGUAUCGCUCCCGUUUCCCGGGUCCCGCCGUACGGACUUCCUCGGCCCAGGGACCCUUAUGCACCGCGACUGCCGCCUCCGCCCCCGCCGCAGCCUGCACGCUACGGUUAUUAAGCGAGGCCCCGGCAUUUGAAGUUAAGGUGAGAAUAGUCGGGAAUGUAAAAGCCGAAAUGUAAACGCGCACCGUUCGGUCCCUGCACAAUGUAGAUCUCACGAAGCGAGCCGCAUGUGGAGGGCGUAAACGAAACUCUUGGAGAGGGCCGCUCUUGUCCGUGUGUUCGGUUUAACGCCACGGCGAAGCCAGGCGGUUCCGGUUUGAACGUGCGGAAGCACAGCCAAAGCGCACGGUGUUUCGGGCUCUACGCCAACACCCUUCACUCUUAUUUGCUCUUUUUCAGGAUCGUCGUUCGCCUUCCUUCGUCGCCUCUCGCCACCAUCGGAUGUUCGUGGCGCUAUCUACUUCCUGUCUGCGGCGGAGCGCGUUAAUGUUCCCCUGCAUUGCAAAGGAACUGAAAAGCCGACGUCCUCGUCGAUUUUUUUUUUUUCUUUUCCCACGUUUUGCUCCACUUUUUACACAAAUCCCCCCCACCCCCCCUUGAUUGUUUCAUUGUGAUGUAGAAAAUUGUAAUCUUUGCAGCCGAAAUCGUUUUCUUUUUAAAUUAGCUUCUAAUAUGUGACAUUUUAGUUACCCCGGGUCUGAGUGUAAAUGUCGACGCGCCUUGGUAUUAAAUGCGGAGCGGCACACGUCCCGUCGACGUCGAAACCUGAACGUGCUUAAAACCGCUGCUCGGAGCGCUCCUGUACCAACAUACCCUGUCUGUGCACUCUUGUAAAUUAAACCCAGCAGAAAAAAAACACUCAGAGUGGCCCUUAAAAAAAAUGUGAUAAUCCCGGCGAUCCAUGUCCUCGUAAAAAUGUUGUACGAGCUGUUGUCAUAAACCCCAAAAUAGUUCAGCAAAGGCCUCGCCUCCGUUUGUACCCCCGCGCGCGGCAGCCCCGUCACCAACCUCUUAUGUGUGUGUAUGUGGGGGUUGUAGGGGGGGGCAGCAAUGACAAGACCAAAACUUCCAAAAGCAGGUAAGUCCAGGGGGCAUCCACAUCUGCUGUAAGUUUCAACCAUUUCUACUAUUUGUAUUCUCUUUCCAGUUGAGGUCCCUACUAUUUGUAGAGACUAGUAUUUUGUUUUUGUCUUUUGGAAACAUCUUCCAAUUGAUUGCUUGGGCUCACUUUUUUAACUUUGGAUUAGUUGCUAAUUUUCAUUUAGGAAAUGUUUCAUUAGUAGGAAAAAAAUGCUUUGUAGUUUUACCUGCACGAAUAAACCUUUUUAAAUAUAAAA